CAGACUGCAGACCCUGGGGAGUUGUAAAGGCGGGGCUGGGGUCGCGGUAGCUACCUCCUGGUGUAAAGGAGCUGGUAGCAAGGAGAGUGUGCGUGGUGAAGACAACUGGCUAAAGCAAAGUAUACAGACCAGCAAACUUUCCGCUGUUCAAGACCUGCGUGCAGACAUGGGCUACCAGGGGCAGCUGUCCACCACCCCGCCGCAGAGCUGUUUAGAUGACAAGGAGACUCUCAUUUCUGAAGAUAAAGAGAAAACUUGUCAUCAGUUUGCUGCUGUUUUUAAUGUUGUCAACUCCAUUAUAGGAUCUGGUAUAAUAGGACUACCUUAUUCAAUGAAGCAAGCUGGCUUUCCUCUGGGAAUAUUGCUUUUAUUCUGGGUUUCAUAUAUUACAGACUUUUCCCUUAUUUUAUUGAUAAAAGGAGGAACUCUUUCUGGAACUGACACUUACCAGUCUUUGGUCAAUAAAACCUUCGGCUUUGCAGGGUUUCUCCUCCUCUCUGUUUUACAGUUUUUAUACCCAUUUAUAGCUAUGACAAGUUACAACAUAAUAAUUGGGGACACACUGAGCAAAGUUUUCCAAAGAAUCCCAGGAGUUGACCCAGAAAACCCCUUUAUUGGUCGCCGCUUUAUCAUUGUGCUUUCUACAGUCGUCUUUACUCUGCCUUUGUCCUUGUACCGAGAUAUAACAAAGCUUGGAAAGAUCUCUUUUAUUUCUACACUUCUAACAACACUGAUUCUUGGAAUUGUAAUUGCAAGGACAGUUUCAUUAAGUUCAUCUAUACCAAAAACAGAAGAUGCUUGGGUAAUUGCAAAACCCAGUGCUAUACAGGCUAUUGGAGUUAUGUCAUUUGCAUUUAUUUGCCACCAUAACUGCUUUCUAAUUUACGGUUCUCUGAAGGAGCCCACAGUGACUAGGUGGUCCCACAUCAUUCAUGUGUCCACCUUCAUUUCUGUAUUCAUCAGUAUUCUCUUUGCUACAUGUGGAUACUUGACAUUUACUGGCGUUACUCAAGGAGACUUAUUUGAAAAUUAUUGCAGAAAUGAUGACCUGGUAACAUUUGGGAGGUUUUGUUAUGGAGUCACUGUAAUUUUGACAUAUCCAAUUGAAUGCUUUGUGACUAGAGAGGUAAUUACCAACGUGUUUUUUGGUGGAAAUCUUUCAUUAGUUUUCCACAUUCUCAUAACAGUUGCUAUCAUUACUGUAGCCACACUUGUGUCAUUGCUGAUUGAUUGCCUUGGGAUAGUUUUAGAACUCAAUGGUCUGCUCUGUGCAAUUCCUCUAAUUCUCAUCAUUCCAUCAGCAUGUUAUCUGAAACUGUCUGAUGAACCAAGGACACACUCAGAUAAGAUUAUGUCCUAUGUCAUGCUUUCCUUUGGUGCUGUGGUCAUGCUUGUUGGAUUCAUCAUGGCCAUCAAAAAUCCUCAAGAUUGUACUCAUGGACAGGAAAUGUUCUACUGCUUUCCUGAUAACUCAUCCAUCACAAACAUCUCAGUUUCUCAUUUCCAAUUGACAACACAACUUCAAAUUUUAAAUAUCAGUAUUUUUCACUGAAUUUUAAAAUCUGAGUGUUCUUUCACAUUCAAAACCACCAAAUGAGGAUAACACAUUUUUAGUCUCUAUACUACAGAAUUCUCACUGAGUAUUUAUAAAAACUUAACUUCCUCUAGUCUCUAGUCUGAUAGAAAUAAUAAAAAGGAAAAAAAAUGAAUGUCUUUAUCUUA
Messenger RNA from Erinaceus europaeus (western European hedgehog), 1722 nucleotides. RefSeq names its product solute carrier family 38 member 11 (gene SLC38A11). The transcript has 12 exons. Gene Ontology annotation, molecular function: amino acid transmembrane transporter activity. Gene Ontology annotation, biological process: amino acid transmembrane transport. The coding region runs from base 167 to 1552 and encodes 461 amino acids. The record is from RefSeq and is a predicted model, not a curated record. Lineage: Eukaryota; Metazoa; Chordata; Mammalia; Eulipotyphla; Erinaceidae.